GUGUGAUAUGCUCAAGGUGUGACUUUAGCGUGUGUAUUUGAGUUGUGUUGAGUUUUAUAUGAAAUUUUUCACGAAUAACGUCAUGGUGGCGAAGUUGUGAAUAUUUUUUCCACAGCAUUUGAUGGAUCCUUCUAUCUCCUGGCUGCAACCAGAACAAGAAGGACCCGCCAAGCAACUGUGGCUUCGUAUUUGGCAGACUCAACAAGAAUCUGAUAAUAUGAACUUAAAAGAGGGUGACAGUGAGUUAGAAACUAUUACCAACGGCUACACAACCCACAGAGUUGGAUUAAUGAAUGGAAAAACCGAUAAAAAUGCUACUUUCUCCAGGAGACGGAAAGAUAACAGACCCGUAACCAGGUCUGUCCAUCGGAAAUUGAGUAGCGAUUACGGAGGAUGUCCUUGGAGGCAGCCCAACUUUCCCUAUCAAAAGGGUGUAGUGGGUUUACAUCAGGAGAUUGAACAUUUUUAUGCCUACAUGAGUCCUACAGAUGCUGAAGACAAAAUUCGGGCAGAAGUGGUUGCCCGAAUUGAUAAGAUCAUUACAUCAAAAUGGCCUGAAGCUAAAGUAGAAAUCUUUGGGUCAUACAGAACAGGACUUUACCUUCCCACUAGUGAUAUUGAUCUGGUAGUUAUAGGUAAAUGGGCAAACCUUCCAUUACGAACCCUCGAACAAGAAUUCCUUGAGAAAGAUAUAGCCGUCCAGGAUAGCAUCAAAGUAUUGGACAAGGCAUCGGUGCCAAUAGUAAAAUUGACUGACAAAAAAACUGAUAUCAAAGUGGACAUUUCAUUUAACAUGUGUAAUGGUGUCAAAUCUGCAGAAUUGAUCAAGAAAUAUAUUGAUAAAUUCCCAGUUUUGCCAAAGCUAGUAUAUGUGUUAAAACAGUUUCUUUUAGAAAGAGACUUAAAUGAAGUUUUUACGGGUGGUAUAUCCAGUUACAGUUUAAUUUUGAUGUGCAUUAGCUUUUUACAGCUGCAUCCUAGACAGGAGAAUGCGCGUAAUGCUUCGGCGAAUCUCGGGGUGCUUUUAAUAGAAUUUUUCGAAUUGUAUGGACGUAAAUUCAAUUAUAUAAAGACUGGAAUUCGGAUACGAGAUGGUGGAAAUUAUUUAGACAAGGACGAGAUGCAGAAAGAGAUGGUUGAUGGGCAUCGGCCUAGUAUGUUGUGUAUAGAAGAUCCUUUGCAACCAUCAAAUGAUAUUGGUAGAAGUAGUUACGGAGUUCUACAGGUGAAAAGAGCAUUUGAAUAUGCCUACAUAGUACUGACGAAUGUAGUGUAUCCAUUUGCAAUGUUCAAUAGCUGCGUCCAUGAAUCAAUUCUUGGACGAAUCAUUAGAGUCAGGGAAAAUGUGAUUAUGCAGAGGCAACGUGUUGAAGACAGUGUCAGACAUAGACCCUCUCGUUCUUCCAGUGUAGGUUCCACAGGAUCUAGUGCUGAAGAUAGUGCUGUUAGUUCAGAAGGAUCAGAUGUGCCAUCUAGAGACAAUUCACCAAAUAUUAACUAUACCCCACAACGUCAAACUCAGCAAAAAUCUCGUAUUCCUUGGAAGAAUAAAGGUGGCUAUAGGAGUAAUCACAGUACCAACGGACACAACAAUCAUAAUGGCUUUAACAACAAUUCAACGAAACGUAAAAAACCAAUGAAGCAAUAACAAUACUUCUGGUAGGGUAGAAACGUUUUUAGAUUCGCUUUUGUCGCAUUUCGAAGUUCAGGUGGUUAAUUUUUAUAUAUGCCUGGUGUAUUAUUGACGAAAAACAAAAAAAUAAUAUGAAACUUUAUUAAAUUUAUCCAGGACUACCAAUUGCCAGAUUUGGUAACUCAGAUGAUUUUAAUAUAUUCGCUGUCUUUAAUUUUUGAGCGAGGUAGCAUGUCGACCCAAAAAAAUUAUUUACUUUGUAUAUGAGAAAAAAGUUUAAUAGAUAGGUAUUAAAAAAAAAAAAAAUUAAAAAAAUCUUAUUUAAAAAAUCGACAUUAUGCCUUAAACAUGUGUAGCACACUUAUGAACAAAAAAUGAUUAAAACAACAUGAACAAAAGUUUAAUUUUGUUUAUAUUAUUAAUGUAAAGUAUUUUUUAUUUAGAUUAAAAUACAGAAAAAGUAAUUUCACGAAAUUAUUCUCAAUCUCAAAAACAGUAUCAAAUUAAUCUAAUUUAUAGAUUUAAAUUUUUAUCGUUUAAUAUUUUUGUUUGCAACAAGUUGAUCAUUGGUGCAAUUUUUUUUUUAACUUAACAUGCUAUAGGCCAGCUUUGGAUUGUGCAGGUCUAUUUUUUAAAGAGUUAUUAUAAAUCAGAAAAUAUAAUUUUUUUUUUAAUGUAUUGGAAAUUUAUUCGUUUAUUUUAAAUUAUAUUUUUUUAACAUUGCGAUAUUAUUUAAAACUAUAAAAACUUAAAAAUUUAAAUAUAAAAAAUCCAAAUAUCCAUAUCUCAAAGUGGUCUGAAGUAGAUUACGAAGGAAAGAGAUAAAAACAAAGUCUCUCAAACACAUGAUCAUUUUUUGAAAAAAUCGAAUCGACAGACUGUGUUUUUUGUAUACAAUAUACAUUUUAAAAGAUUAGGUUUAUAAAAUGUGGCUAGUAUUGCCAAGAUUCUCCUGUCACCGGUCAAUUAAUAAUUAAAAAUAAAAUAUUAUUAGCAACAUUUUGUCUCCCUCUUUUAAAAGUACUACUUCUGUCUGUUUAGUAUAUCUUGCGAGGUUGACUGCCAGUUAUCCGUCUAUCAAAUGGGUAUCAAUGAGACGUCUUCUUCCAUUCUCAUAUGUUUGUUCCAUUCCCUUUGCAACCUUACCCGUCUUGAAUUGGUUUCUUAUUUUUAUCUGAAUUACUAUAUUUUCAAAUCAAAAUUUUAUUUUUCUUGUAUAAAAAUUAUUUUUCCAUUGUUUACCUAGUAAAAAGACAAAAUUUCAUUAAUUUUAUUAAAAAAAAAAGUUUUACGUAAUAAUGGCCAUUGGGUCUCAAACUAAACUAACAAUAUUUUAUAUGUGUACUGCAUUAGGGUGGCCCUUAUUUUUCAAAAUUUAAAUUUUCUUUGUGCUACCCCACAGUUUGGUGCAUUGCAAAAAAAAAUGUCUUAAUUUUGAGAUCAAUUGGAUAAAGGGAAAGGGUGCCCCAUGCCCCAAGGACCUUGAAAAUCGAAAAAUCAUAGAAAAACAGCAAAAUAUCCAUUUUAUUUAUUUAUCUUGUUAAAUAUUAAUUAUAUGCAAAAAAGUGUUACAUAAAAGUUGGAAAUCUAUAAAAAAAAUGUAAAAUUGUUUUUUUUUUACUACAAAUCUUGAGGCAGAGAUAAAGUCUCUUUUUUUUCGGCGAUAAUCACUUACAAUCUGAAGCACAUACUGUUUUUGUUGUUCGUUUUUCGUAAAUAAUUUAUUAUAAUCUUCCAUAAGCUUCACCCCUCUCUCAGCCGAAUCAUUUACAACUUUCAAUUUAUUCAUUAAUUCCAGACAUUUUACAAAACAUUCAUUUUGAUGCCACGUCGACGGAUCUGUCAUAAGGAAUUCAUCAUCCAAUUCAAAUCUUUUGAAAAAUUCUGUAGUUUCGGAGGAAACGGAAUUGUUCAAUUCCGUCGUUGAUAAUUUGUGGGAUUUCAUCGAUUUGUAUUUGUAUUCGCUUCUCAUUUUUGAUUGAUAAUUCUGUUUCGCGAUUUAAAGCAUUGACCAUUUUUAUUUUCGAUUCAAAUGGCACAUUUGGAUCAAAGAAAGCUAAUGCGACAACUUCAGGGCUUAAAUACCAUAAAUGAUUGCUUAGUUUUUGUAAAGCAACUUGAGAGAUAUCACGAUCGAUAGCUUGAUAUGCAAAAAGUUUUGAAAGAACCGUGAAAUCUUGAUAGGGUGCUUUAGCAGCAGAAGGCGCACAAAACCAUGCUUCGAUAUACACACAAUAAAUAAAAUAAAUAGCUUUUGCCAUCCACCUCGCAUGAUGGAAGGCUCCGGGAACACGAAAAGAUAUUCCACGAGGGGGUGUUUCGCCAAGAAAAAUAACGAUUAAUUCUAAAAGUUCCCUAUAAUCCUCUCUAGGCUGCUGUUCGCCUAAAGUAUUUCUAACAAAGUCAAGAAUUUGAGAUAUAUCGCCCUGAGUCAAGUUUCUCGCGACCUUUUCGUUUUCAGUCCCAGAUCGGAAACUAUAAACAUUGAUUUUUGGCCAAGCGUUUUGAAAUUUUUUAAACAUUAAGACAGUCGGACUUGUAGUUUUACCCAUCUUUUUUUCGAAAACGCUUCUAAGAAUAAUUUCAUACACGUGAUGUCUACAAGCAAAAUACAAAAGAUUUUUUUCUAACAUAUUUCCUAUUAAAACGCAUGCACCUCUAAAACUUCCAGUAUUCGUUGCUGUCGUAUCGAAAACGAAUGCUUUAAUAUAAUCCUGGAGACCCCAUUCAGCGAGAGUUUUACAAACAGCAGAUGCCUGCUCUUUUCCAGUUCCAGAUUGCAAUACAGGCACUCCAAGAUGUUGCUCUGUAUCGCCGUUAGAAAGAAUCACCGGUAGUCUAUCAACGAUCUUUUUACCUGUUAAUGCUGGAAGUAAUUUACCAUCCCAAUGCACGACAGCAGCUUGUAAUUUAGUGUCUUUGAAAUACUUUUUAAUUUUAGAUACCUUCUCUUUGCGUAUUUUUUUCUCUAUAAAAAUGAAUGGAACUUCUGUUUAUGAUAAACUCCUGUACAUCAAGAUCCAAUGCCUCGAUUGUAGCAAUCAGAAUAUAAACUGCAUCACUGUCAGAAAUUUUACAUUUAUCUAAAGCCGCACAUAGCUUAGUUGUCAUUAUGUUACGAAAUCCUCUCUUUCUUUUUGCUCUUGGUGAUUCUGAUAAAAGGGAUGCAAAUUCCAUAUCUUCUGGGGAAGUAUGUUCUAUCACAAUAUUAGCAGUUGAGGUUGAGACCAAUUCGGCAGUUUGCACUUAAAAACAAAAGAAGAGAUUUAUUGAUAUGAAAUCAAAAAAAUUAACAAUAACAAGCAAACAUUUCCUGUAUGGAAUAUAAUUAAAUUUUGCAUACUUACUCAUUUGUUCAACUUCACGAUCGCUUUGCUCUUUUCUCAUCACGUCUGCCUCUCUUCGUUCCAUAAUUCUUGUUUCUCUUUUUGUUGUUAUUUUAAAUUCCUUGAGAUCGAUUCCGUACAUAAAUCCUGGCCGUCCCUUUUUCCUUUGAUUAAUUAAAAAUUGUUUAUCUUCUUCAAUAGAAAUCAUGUUCAACGCGUUAGCAUGUGCAAUGUCAAAAAGAUCAUCGAGUUUCGAUAUAAACUUUUCUUCUUUUUUUUUUCUCAGUCUUCGAUAGUCUUCCAGAGUGUUUUUGAAGUUGUCUCCAUUCUUGGUACAUAGUUUCUAAUUUUGGUAUACAGUUUCUCAUCUCCUGAGAUGGAAUUCGUACCUUUUCCCAAAAAAUUAGCACUUCUUUUAAAACUAGUCUGGCGCUUUCACCCGAAGAUUAAAAAAUAAUACACUUAAUACCUGUUUAUUUGAUGGCAGUUUACAUCCAGUUAUAUUAUGCGAGUAAUGCCCGAGUAAAUAAAUUUUUUCACGUAAACGAGUAGAAGUAGAAUACAUCGUGACGUGAAAACUUGCUCUCAUUCAGCAAAAUUCCAGUAGAGAACUGACUCUCGAGCUGUUGAGACAACUUUGAGCCACCACACGUUGCCUUAUCCCCUCUUUUUUAUUUGGUUUGUCACACCCCGCUUUGGUAUAGCGUUUAUUGUUGAUUUAUAGACUUCCAUUCUGUGUUACAUAGCAAAAGAAGUGAUUUUCAGUGCUACAUCCAAAAAUGUAUUUUUUUUAUAAAUCUAGGACUUUCGUAUAAUACUUUUUUGCAUGUAAUUAAUAUUUCUCAACAUAAGAAAUAAAACAGAUAUUUUCGAUUUUCAAGGCUCUUGGGGCACCCUUUCCCUUUAUCAGAUAGAGCUGAAAUUUUGCACAGAUUUUUAUUUCAUCUAAUAGCACCAAACGGGGAGGUAGCGCAAAAAAAAUAAUUUUUUUUUUUACCAAGAGUAACUAAGGGCCACCCUAGUACUGCAUAUUGUGCACUAGGUCAAAAAUAAUAAUAAAUCAAACAAAAAAUACAAGUAUUUCUUGUGAAAAUUUAAGAAGCAGUUUGAUUUCUUAAUAAGGCAAAUAUAUUUUAUAUUUUUGACAAUAAAUAUGUGAUCUUUGUUUACAUCUGAGGAGUUUACGAGUUGGUUCUUUGUUGUCAUUAUAUGAGGGUAUAUGAUCGAUACUGUCAUAUUGAACAACCAAAAUUGGUCGCUUUUUUCCCUUCUAACAGACUUUUCAAAUGCCUGGAACAUCAUAAGCCAAAUUUGGCUUUUCUUUCUUUUAUUAGUCCCAUCAGUUACUUCAAAUCGAAAAUGUUGAAAGUCUAAAAUUUCGUUUUUGUGAAUAUUCUUAACCUUAUCGAUGGCCUCAAACUAAUACCACGUAAGUCAGAAACUGUCAUUUUUCAGGAAAGACAAAAAACUUCGUAGUUAUAGUUAUGAUAAAUUAACACAGCCAAACAACUAACUAAAUAUAUCUGUGUCCUAUACAAAGAUCUAACAUGGCUUGCGAGGUAUUGGAGAGAAAAAAUAAAGGAGUUACGAGUUAUUGUAGUAUCUUUUAUUUUUAAUUUAUUCAUUUAAAAUUUUAAUAUCUAGGGUAGAGUGGGGGAAUAUCGGCCCCUUAAGAGAUAAAGCUUAUCAUGAUUGGAUUACAAGGUUUGCAAAGUUGGGAAUUAAAAGAUAGAUAAAACAAGCAUUUGCGAAGAAUAUUAUUUAUAUAAAAUUAAAAUAAACUUUAAAAUAAAAAAAAAAAUAUAAUAAAAAACUAAAACAUAGAAGAGGCUGAUAUUAUCCUCUCGGUUGGGGAAUUAUCAGCCGGGUGGCCGGUUUUACACCGAUGGCCAGUUUUACUGGCAAAAGUCACAAAUCCAUUCGAGAUUUUCGCUGUCAGUACAUGCUUGAUGAGCCCACCCUGCUCACAUUAUACACCUUACCCACAAUUCACGAUUUUUUCCAAAUUCUCCACAUAUAACACAAAUAUCUUCAGUAGCCAUUGGCUCACUGGCUACUGAGGAUUCUGAUUCUUCAGCUGUGUUGUCUUCCACGUAUGAAGAUUAUUUUAUUUUUCGGGCAUAUUUUUCACUUGGUUCCAACUGUGAGCUACUUGAAGUUGUAAUAUUUUUUGUUUUUACCAUUCCAUCACGUUCUAAAACAUUUCUCUUAACUUUUUCUUGUUUAACUUUACUUGCUGCUAUUCUUCGUUGUUUUCUUUCUUUUUUUCCUCCAAUAAACUCUUCAUAGGGGUUGCAGUAAAUAUUUCUGAAUGCUGUUUUGUUCUACCUUUCUUUUGUUUCUCUACAGAUAAUACAGCUUUAGAUGUUGAAGGAUAGUUCAGAAUGUCUCCAAAAGAAGUUUUUUUCUCUGGUGUAGUAUCUUGGAUAUUCUGAGAUAUUACAGUUAAUGGACUUCUUGGUGUAAGGACGAUAGUAUUUUCUCCAAGUGCAUUUUGAUUUUCUAUUACGUUCGUACUUUCCUUGGAAGUUUUAAUAAAAUUCGCGGGCAGAAAGUCAUCUUCUGUGAAAAUAUCCCCAUUGAUUGGACAAAUUCCAGUGGGCUCGAAACCUUUUGUGGCCUUUUCAGGAGUUGCCACUCUUCCAAAAGCUUUAUUGAAAAGUUCUGUAAUUUCAGAAGUCGAUAUUCUCUCUCCAACAUGGGUUCUCAAAAAUUUGUCGCACUCGUUAUUGUAUGCCUUCUUUAAAGGACCGUAGAAGGACACAUCGAGGGGUUGGAUCCGAUGAGAUGUAUGGGGUGGGAUUGUUAAAAUUAAAAUUCCAUUUUCUUUGCAGUAGUUGUAUGUUUCUAACGUGCAAUGUAUGGAGUGAUUAUCAAUUGCUAGCAACACUGGAUCGUCUAGUGUUGCUUUAACAAAAUUUUGAAAGUGUUUGAGCCAUUUUACAAAAAUCUCUUCCGUUAUCCAUCCAUUGUCAGAGCACAUGUAAACGGCUCCAGGUGGACCAUUUUUUGUUAAGUAUGGUGCCAUUCUUUUGUGUGCAAAAAUAAAUAAUGGAGGAACAUAUGCUCCAACUGCACUAAAUGCACACAAUACAGUGGUCGCUUUACCUCUUUCGGCAUUGGUAACAAAUCCCACUAUUUUUUGUCUUUUUUCUGCAUAAAUUUUAUUAGGACGCUGCACCGUUGAUAUUCCUGUCUCGUCUGCAUUGAAUAUUCUAGACGGUAAGAACUUGUAUUUAUCGUUUAGUUUAUUCAAGUUGUCAUAAAACAAAGUAACCUCUUCUUUAUUAAAUGCUUCAAUACUUUUUGCACUGGCAGAUUCGGGUUUUCGUAAAGAAAUUGUGGAAUUUCUUCUAAGAAAACCUUCUAACCAAUCCCGGCCAGCUUUUUCAUGUGUAGGAGAAAACGGAUGUUUCAACUUAUUUUUUACAGCGUAGGUAUAUGUGCAUCUCUAAAUCUCCAUAAAACAAUUUGCCUAGUUUGAUUACUUGGUCAGUAAGUUCCUUUUCUUCCGCUGUUGUAAAGAUUGGUUUUCGUCCCAAAGGUAUUUUUGAAGGACUACCACAUUUUAUAUGAUCUUGCAAUGUAGCUCUCGGUAUGUUAAAAGCUUUUGCAACUUCCCGUUGACUUCUACCAUUUUCUAUUGCUUUCAAAGCUGCCUUUAAAUUUUCGGCUGACCAGGUCCCUCUGUUUGUCGUCCGGAUAUAUUUUCUUGGCAUCUGAAAAAAGAAAGGAGUGUCUUAAUAUUGCUGAAUUUCAAAUUGGGGUAAUAUCGGUCAGGCCGAAAUUCCCCGCAUAUGCAAGGCCGAUAUUUUUAAAUUUAUUAUAAAAUUUUACCGAAAUAUCACGAACGUAAUUAAAAGACGAAUUUAGUAACACAAAAAAUAUAUUUUUCCUAUGCUUAAUAACAUCGAAACAUCGACGAAAUUUUCUUUAUGACCGUAUACAAAAUUAACGCGUGCUGAUGCGACGAUAGCUAGGCGACUACUGACUGAUUUCAUUCAAUGGCGAUGGCUUACAACGUCACGGCCUUCAUAGCCCGAUUUACACCUGAAAAAACCGUUGGCUGAUUUUACCUCCAUGGCCAGUAUUCCCCCACUCUACCCUAUACAACUAAACAAAAUCUCUAUACUUAUAAGUUUUAUGUACUUAAAAAAAAUUACCAAAACAAAAUAAAAUUAUUAAUAAUGCGAUGAACUAUCAUAAAAUAAUCAAUAGUCUUCAGGCAUUACGGGUUUUAAUUCUUGAAGAUGAUUAAAUUUAGUGUUUUUAAUCUUUAGCAGUUCUUUAUGGAGUUUCUUAAAAACGUCUUUACAAACAAUCGACUCAUUUCGUUUUAUUCUUUGCAGCAGUGGCGUGUAAUUAUUAUCAAAAUUAAGCUUGUAAAAAAUUAUUCCUUCAGGUGUAUAUUUUAGGGUUCUUAUAUCAACCACAUUUGGAUCUUCGGCUUUUCUUCCAGGUCUUAUAGACGAG
Psylliodes chrysocephalus is the source of this 9432-nucleotide messenger RNA. Lineage: Eukaryota; Metazoa; Arthropoda; Insecta; Coleoptera; Chrysomelidae. The record is from the annotation of a GenBank genome assembly.